Messenger RNA from Nothobranchius furzeri (turquoise killifish), 3214 nucleotides. It is a transcript of the gene pnpla8, whose product is annotated as patatin-like phospholipase domain containing 8. Lineage: Eukaryota; Metazoa; Chordata; Actinopteri; Cyprinodontiformes; Nothobranchiidae. The record is from RefSeq and is a predicted model, not a curated record. Gene Ontology annotation, cellular component: membrane. Gene Ontology annotation, biological process: arachidonate metabolic process.
ACGAAACCAUGGGCAUGCACACUGCGUGGUACCGGUCUAUGGCCAUGGCCACAAUCAUGUAGGCGGAGGCAAACAUCCCAACCACCUGCAGGUACUUGACGGUGCGGCAGAGGAAGUCCGAGCCACGGAACCUGCGCGUAAUCUCAAUGGAGAGCUGCGGUAGAACUUGGAAGAAGGCGACCACCAAAUCCGCCAGGCACAGAUGCAGGAGGAACAGAAAAGUGGAUCCACAGCAAAGAUUCAGUAAAGAUAAUUUGUGUCCAAAAUGGAGCGAGCUGCGUCUGCCAUGGAUGGUGCAAAAAUCCAAACAAACAUUUUAGCUUAAGCCCUUUGCCUCAGUUAUUUCUCCACCCAUGUUCCUGUUGAGUCAUCAGACGCAUGUCCCGACUCAGGUCCACCAUCAACAGUGUAACCAAGGCUUUUGGCAGCACAGACCUCAUGUCCAAGUUCACUCGGCUCAAGCCUGUCAUUUGCACAGCGGACAGCACCCAUACUGGGAAAGGUCUGAUCCAAGCUGAGGCUCUAAGCUCCAGCGACACCUCUCCACCUCAGACCACAAUGGAAGAAGCAGAAGUUGGUGGAAAAAGCAAAGUGGUGGACGAGUCUGAUUAUUCAAACGAGCAAAUAAACAAAAAUCCUUUUGUUGCCACAAAGAAGUCAUCCAGUGUACCUACGUCUGCCCCCGGCUCUUCCUCAACCGUGGCGAAACAAACGAUGCAGCUUCUACAGCCAGCAGCUCUGUCUACUAACCUGGAUGAGACAUACAAUUCCCUGUCCCAUCACAUCAGCAGUUAUUUUGGCUCGGACAUACAAGAAGACGGGGAGCUCAGGCAACUGCAGCAAAAACAGGAUACUGUAACUAAACCUCUUCCUCACACAUCCUCUCUGGAAACUGCGGACCGCAUUCCUGUUUUGUCUCCAGCAUCAGAGACAAAGAGUAUAGAAGCACCAUCCACCUCUCCAUUAGACAAGCCCAUUCCAGCUGCGGACGUCCCUCCUGCUGAAGCCUCGGCCUCCCUGUCUGUUUCUGAGCUGACUCCCCCCUCAAAGAAAGGCUUCACACACUAUCUGUCCUACCCUCGGCCCAGCGUCCAGGCAUUUGUCGACAGCUACAUCGCACCUCUGGUCCCUAAAUUUAGAGUUGAUUCCAAAAGAGCCACAGAUGACAAGGAAACAUCGUCAGCUGUCUAUGUGGGUGUCCCUACUGUGGACAAGGCGACGGAGAGGACAGAGAGUGAAGAAGAAAAGGCGGAGAAGGCGAAGCAACAGCUGCUAAGUCAAAGGGAGAAGAUAAUAGCGAGAGUUAGUCUAGACAACAGGACCAGGUCUCUGGUGAAAGGUCUGCAGAAGGUCACCGAUGUCACACUUCUCACUGCUCGAGUGGAGGAGCUCAGUUUCCACCUGCUGGAGUUCCCCGAGACCCGAGGCGUCGCUGUCAAAGAGAGCGUGGUGCCUUGCCUGCUGAGACUGCGCCAGGCCAAAGACCUUCCUCUGCAGGCGGCUGUAAGGGAAGCUCUGGCUGUGGUUGGCUACACAGACCCGGUGAAGGGCAGAGGAAUCAGGGUGCUGUCCAUAGAUGGAGGAGGCACGAGGGGUCUUCUAGCUCUGCAGACUCUUCAUAAACUACAAGACCUGACAGGAAAACCAAUCCACCAGCUCUUCGACUACAUCUGCGGCGUCAGCACAGGCGCCAUCUUGGCUUUCAUGCUGGGGAUUUUUCAGAUCCCCCUGGAAGAGUGCGAGGACAUGUACCGGAAACUGGGCUCGGAUGUCUUCAAGCAGAACGUCAUCGUCGGAACGGUGAAGAUGGGCUGGAGCCACGCGUUCUACGACAGCGAAAUCUGGGAAAACAUCCUCAAAGAACGAAUGGGUGAGGGCAGCAUGAUUGAGAGUGCCAGAGACCCACACUGCCCAAAAGUGUCAGCAGUGAGCACCAUUGUCAACAGAGGCUCGCCUCUGAAGGCCUAUGUGUUCAGAAACUACAGACUCAUGCCCGGAGUGAGGUCCCACUACCUUGGAGACUGCAAACACAAGAUGUGGCAGGCCAUCAGGGCCUCGUCCGCUGCUCCGGGAUACUUCCAGGAAUUUGUCCUGGGAAAAGACCUUCAUCAGGAUGGAGGACUUCUCAUCAACAAUCCCACAGCUUUGGCCAUCCACGAGUGUAAGUGUCUGUGGCCAAACACACCUCUGCAGUGCGUGUUGUCUCUGGGAACUGGGAGGUACGAGACUGCAGGCACCAGCAGCACCACCUACACGAGUCUGAAGACAAAGCUGGCUCACGUCAUCAGCAGUGCGACGGACACCGAGGAGGUGCACACCAUGCUGGAUGCCCUCCUGCCCCAGGAUACCUACUUCCGCUUCAACCCCUACAUGAGCGAGGACGUCCCGUUGAACGAAAACCGGAAGGAGAAGCUCAACUUACUGAAAAGCGAAGCCGAACGCUACCUGGAGCGCAACGAGGCCAAGCUAAGGAAGGCGGCGAGCGUGCUGGGCCAGGAGAAGGGAGCUAUCCAGAGACUGGCCGAGUGGGCGAAGCUGAAAGCCAGCAUGUACGAGGGAAUCCCCUUCAGCUCCAAGCUGUAGUCAGAAGCCUGGAAAAGGGACUAAUGUUAGAAAAAUUCUAGAGGAAAACAAUCUGGCACAUUUUAGGCAUUUUUUGGGAAUUGUAUUAAAUGUCAAACAUUUACAUUUAAAAGCUGCUUAUGAAUUAGGCUGAUAAUUGACCUAAUUAGUAAAACAGUACACACAGUCAGCACCAUGAUCAAAUCGUUGUGAUUAACAAAAGAAAAAAAAUAGAAAAAUACUUUCUAAAAACAAAAGGCUGUCUGUGUGAAACACAUCAGCAGCGUGAUUCUUUUCAACAAACUGCUGAUAUUUCUUCUCAGUAAGUUGAAUAUUUUAUGGUAUAAUGACGUGGCUGCCUAUUUGUAAUAAAUUACUAAAUGUGCACUUUGUAGGAAAUAAUUGUAAAUAUUUCAAAUGAGGAUGAAUGCCUUGGAGUUCCUCUUGUCUUGAAAUGUGCUCUCACGCUGAAGUAUGAUUGUUAUAAUCAUGAGUAUGAAGCAUGUUCUAAAACGUUUCUUUUUUAAACAUUUUUAUUUGAUGGAUGCACCUUUUACCUCAUGAGAUCCUGACUGAUGUAAUCCCUGCCUUCUACAUCAUUUAAGAGUCAAACUAUUUCACUAAAGAAUAAAAUUACACAUAACAUCUUAAA